Molecule: messenger RNA, 2496 nt
Organism: Pteronotus mesoamericanus
Lineage: Eukaryota; Metazoa; Chordata; Mammalia; Chiroptera; Mormoopidae
Gene: FHIP2A
Product: FHF complex subunit HOOK interacting protein 2A
Source: RefSeq, a predicted model, not a curated record
CCCGAGCUGGGCUGCCACCGUGUCCCAGCCGGAGCCGCCGCCGCCGCCGCGUCGCGGGCCCGAGUCCGCGCGGAACGCCCUACUCUCCGCCUGCCACGUCCCAGCGCCCGCCGCAGCCGCCGCGCCGCCCGCGCCUACUACCUGCAGCGGCGGGCCCGGCCUGCCUCGGCCUUCCGCUCGUCCUCGCGUCCCGCACCGGCCUUCACUCUGGAGCGGCCCCGGCAGCCGCAGCAGGGGCCGCGGCGGCGGAUCGAGGAGCUCUCUAGGUCGUCCCGGGAGAGGCUGCUGCAGUCCCGGGACAAGAUGUUCUCCAAGUUCACCUCCAUCCUGCAGCACGCCGUGGAGGCGCUAGCACCGUCUCUUCCUUUACAAGAAGAUUUCGUUUAUCACUGGAAGGCAAUUACCCAUUACUACAUAGAGACUUCGGAUGACAAAGCCCCAGUGACAGACACAAAUAUUCCAUCUCAUCUGGAACAGAUGUUAGAUAUAUUGGUACAAGAAGAAAAAGAACGAGAAUUUGGAGAGACGGGACCAUGUAUGGAAUACUUGCUUCACCACAAGAUCUUGGAAACAUUAUAUACCUUAGGGAAAGCUGAUUGCCCCCCGGGAAUGAAGCAGCAGGUGCUGGGGUUCUACACCAAGCUCCUGGGGAGAGUCAGGCAGCCGCUGCUUCCGCACAUCAACGUGCACAGGCCUGUGCAGAAAUUAAUUCGACUCUGUGGUGAAGUCCUUGCAACACCAACGGAAAAUGAAGAAAUUCAGUUUCUAUGUAUCGUAUGUGCAAAACUCAAAGAAGAUCCCUAUUUGGUUAAUUUUUUUCUGGAGAAUAAGUUGAAAUCAUUGGCUUCCAAAGGAGCACCAAGUGUAAUUUCGGAAGACACACUAAAAGGUCAGGAGCCCUUGUCAGCAGACAGACAGCCCUGUGGGCCGGAGGAGCUGUCCUGCGCGGCUGGGGCGGAGCAGGCCGGGGCGGAAGACGGGCCUCCGCAGCAGGCAGACGACCUGUCCACGAGCCUGGAGAAUCUCAGUGUCACUUCCCUGCCAGAGGCCACCGUUGUUCGCCCAAACCAGGAUUACAACUUAGUGAAUUCUUUGUUAAACCUUACUAGAAGCCCUGAUGGCCGCAUCGCUGUGAAAGCCUGCGAGGGCUUGAUGCUGUUAGCGAGCUUGCCGGAGCCCGCGGCCGCCAAGUGCCUCACGCAGAGCACUUGCCUGUGCGAACUACUGACCGACAGACUUGCCUCCCUCUACAAGGCUCUACCUCAGUCAGUGGACCCCCUCGACAUUGAAACGGUGGAAGCAAUUAACUGGGGUUUGGACUCAUAUAGUCAUAAAGAAGAUGCUUCAGCAUUUCCAGGGAAACGAGCCUUAAUUUCAUUUCUUUCCUGGUUUGAUUAUUGUGAUCAGCUCAUAAAGGAAGCACAAAAGACUACUGCUGUUGCUCUUGCCAAAGCCGUCCAUGAAAGAUUUUUUAUUGGAGUAAUGGAACCUCAGUUAAUGCAAACCUCUGAGAUGGGAAUUCUGACAUCCACUGCGAUGCUUCAUCGCAUUGUUCGGCAAGUAACCUCCGACGUUUUGCUUCAAGAAAUGGUGUUUUUUAUCCUUGGAGAACAGAGGGAACCAGAAACCCUGGCAGAAAUUAACCGACAUCCUUUAAGACAUAGGUUAAUUGAACAUUGUGAUCACAUAUCUGAUGAGAUAAGCAUAAUGACACUAAGGAUGUUCGAACAUCUUUUACAAAAACCCAAUGAGCACAUUCUUUACAACUUGGUCCUAAGAAACCUUGAAGAAAGAAAUUACACAGAAUAUAAACCUGUGUGCCCAGAAGAUAAAGAUGUGGUGGAGAAUGGAAUGAUAGCAGGAGCAGUAGAUCUGGAAGAAGAUCCAUUAUUUACUGACAUUUCACCAGAUAACACUUUGUCAAACCAAGAGUGGCUUAGCUCUUCACCUCCUGCUACUCCAGACCACCCCAGAAACGAUGGGAAAACGGAAGUCCAUAAAAUUGUAAAUAGUUUUCUCUGUCUGGUGCCGGAUGAAGCAAAAUCAUCCUACCACGUUGAGGGCACGGGGUAUGACACCUACCUCCGAGAUGCUCACAGGCAGUUCCGGGACUACUGUGCCAUCUGCUUAAGAUGGGAGUGGCCUGGCUCUCCAAAAGCAUUGGAAAAGUGCAACCUAGAAGCCGCUUUCUUUGAAGGUCAUUUUUUGAAAGUUUUAUUUGACAGAAUGGGAAGAAUUCUCGAUCAGCCAUAUGAUGUGAAUUUACAAGUAACGUCGGUGUUGUCUAGACUUUCCCUCUUCCCUCACCCACACAUACAUGAAUACCUGUUGGAUCCUUACGUGAACCUUGCUUCUGGCUGUAGAUCUCUCUUCUCUGUAAUUGUCAGGGUUGUUGGAGACCUUAUGGUGAGAAUCCAGCGUAUUCAAGACUUUACUCCCAAGCUUUUAUUAGUCAGAAAGCGGUUACUUGGUUUGGAACCGGAAGGUCCUAUGUAA